Magallana angulata is the source of this 2920-nucleotide messenger RNA. RefSeq names its product beta-1,4-N-acetylgalactosaminyltransferase bre-4-like. Gene Ontology annotation, molecular function: N-acetyl-beta-glucosaminyl-derivative 4-beta-N-acetylgalactosaminyltransferase activity. The record is from RefSeq and is a predicted model, not a curated record. The transcript has 6 exons. NCBI's taxonomy places the organism in Eukaryota, Metazoa, Mollusca, Bivalvia, Ostreida, Ostreidae. The coding region runs from base 120 to 857 and encodes 245 amino acids. Gene Ontology annotation, biological process: carbohydrate metabolic process; glycosphingolipid biosynthetic process.
UGACCUACGCAAACGGAUAUGAGGAGAACGCAGAGAAAAGUAAACCGCUUUGUCCACUUAUUCCUAAUGGUCUAGUUGGGAAUAGAAAGGUCAACAAAACUCCACCAACUUGGGAAGAUAUGGAAAGGAAUUAUAGUCUGAUACAAAACGGCCAAUAUAAACCCAAGAAUUGUAAAUCUCGACAGAAUGUAGCCAUACUCAUUCCAUUCCGCGACAGGGAAAGUCAUCUAAGAAUUUUCCUUAACCAUAUGCACCCAUUUCUCAUGAGGCAGCAACUACAAUAUGGAAUAUACGUUGUGGAACAGACAAAAGAACUAAAAUUCAACCGAGGUAUUUUGUUCAACAUUGGAUUUAAGGAAGCCUCCAAUGACUCUUACUACGACUGUUUUAUGCUUCAUGACGUGGAUUUACUUCCAGAAAAUGAUUUUAACAUUUACACCUGUCCUGCUGACCAUCCGAAACAUUUAUCUGUUGCAAUUGACAAAUUCAAUUAUAAAUUACCAUACCUCACCAAUUUUGGUGGUGUGACAGCCGUGACUAAAGAACAAUUUGAAGCAAUCAACGGAUUUUCUAAUAUCUUUUAUGGCUGGGGCGGGGAGGAUGACGAUUUGUACAACAGAAUAAUAUGGGCGAAAAUGUCGGCGAACCAAGCAAUAAAUGGAGUUGGCAGAUAUUCUUCUCUCCGUCACAAAGACGCAGUUAAAAAUCCAAACAGGAGUAGAAUCUUAAAUAGCGGGAAAGGCCGCAUGUGGAAGGACGGACUCAAUUCCCUAAAGUAUAAAGUAAUUCAAAAGACGUACAAAAAACUGUACGUCCAUAUUACUGUAAAGCCAUGUGAAAACGACUCUGUGUGCUAACAAGGCAAUUAAUCAUGAACAUACUUAUAUUUGUUGGGAGUUGAUUUUUUUUCAAGCAAACUAAUUCAUUAUACCUGUAAAUUGUCAGAUUUUAAGUGGUACAAAAAAAGAUUUUUUUAGAGUGGUAUGUACUCUUACGCCAGAGUUCAAUAUUGGUUGGAUACAAUUCUUCAGAAAUAUUUCGAUCAUUUCUACAUAAAGCAUCUUAGGGUUAUAUGACAUUAUUUCUAUCUUUAAAUAUUGUACAACAUGAUUCAUAGGGGUUUGUACGUUUAUAAUUCGGAAUUCUUGUCAGAAAAAAACUCAAUAAUUCAUGUUAGAAAACAUGUAAAUACGUAUUCAAAUAGAGCUAAGAAACAACUUGCCGUGCAAAAUUACAAAUCGUUGGUUUUAAAAUGAAUAAUAAUCAAUAAAAUCAACUCCCGUCAGUUCAUCAUUACUUUUAUUAAUGCAUGUGCUUUUACAAAAACGGGAAUAUUGGUAAGGGGAACAAAAUUUCACUGAUGCUGUUGCACAGGAAGAUAAGCAAGAAAAAAACAGCAAAUCACUGAUAUUUUAUACAUGUAUGUACAUGUAGUUGUAGAAUAAUUAUUAAACAUAUACCUACAUGUACAUGAAUAUGGAAAACUUUGGGUUAAUGGGAAUAUAUAUUAACGUGAAUUUUCUAAAUAAGAAGAACAAAUCUGCAGUUAUGAAAGACAAGUUUUGUUUGUACAUGUACAACAUGGUAUUAUUAGGUUAGUAAAUCAUUUUGUGCAUUUGUAAAUUUAAAAAAGUAAUGCAAUAGCUGAGGCAUUAUAUAAAAAUAUAUAAUGGGGUUUUAUUGUAUAAUCUUUUAAUUGCAAUGUUGGUGAACGAAAAUGAGAAAAUUUAUAUCCAUUCUUGUUUUCAUUAGGCUUUUUUAUACACAUGUAUAUAUCAAUUAUUUAGAGGAUUUUCUUUUAGAUAGUUAAUGGAUAGUGUUAGAUAUCUGUUAUUUUUUAUAGUGGUAUUGUUCAAGACGAGUGGUUAGUUGGAAUUGUAGAGCCUAUUUAAAAAUCAAAACAAAGGGGGUCCUUCGAAACCAGAAAAUUAGCGUCUUAUAACUAUCUAAUGCUGCCUUGGUAAACUUUUAACAUCUAUUUUAGGCACACGGCUAAAGGCAUGUGCAAAUGAGAUUAAUAUAAUAAGUGAAAGCCAAACUCGUUUCCAAAAAGGCUAUUCUGUCCUAGAUCAUGUAUUAAUUUUACAGUUUUUAUCAGAAAUUCUAAUGAAACAAAAAAAAAUUAGUUUGUGAUUUCAUUGAAUUCAAGCAAGCAUUUGGCACUAUUUGGAGAAGUGGAUUAUAAUACAAAAUGUCAGAAAAAAUGUUAUAACUAGAAAAUAUUUUGUUUAUAUCAAAAUAUGUAUCGGGUAUUAAAUCUCUUAUAAGUAUGGAUCGUAUCAUGUCUGAUUUUAUAAGCUGAAAAAGCUGUAAUGUUAGAGUUCGCCAAGGCAAAAAUCUAUUACCAUUUUUGUUUUCGUUAUACAGUGUAUAUCAGUGGUUUGGAAAAUUUCGUUUUGGAUUAAAGCAUUGUAGGUCUUAAAGAAUGUUUGUGAUGCUAUAGAAAAUAAAUUAUUAUUGUAUAUAUGAAGCUUUUUUAUCCUUGUUUAUGCUGAUGAUACUGUAAUUAUGGUGAGACUGCCGUAGACCUCCAAAAUGCACUGAAUGAAUUUUAUCUAUAUUGUUGUUAAUGGAAGUGACAAGCCAAUACUGAAAAAAACAAUAUAUUUUAUUCUUCAAAAGGCCAUCUUUCAAAAAACUUGUUUAAUUACAAUUAGUUUGCUAUAAAAAAAAAGUCAAAGAUUUUAUUAUAAUUUAUAAACUUUUUCAACAAGCAGAGCAUAUAACAAAAUGAUUGUGUCUGUUUAAUCGAAUUGCAUCGUCUUGUUUACGCAUCAAGGUCAGGUCAAGGUCAGUACCUUUUUUUUUUAGCUCAAACGAUGAUAAAACGAAUGUUAUUUAUUCUGUAAUAUAAUCUGCUGUUAUGUGGACAUCUGUUUAAGAUAUACUGUUUCUAUCAUUGAAUAAAAUUAUAAACUAA